Dipodomys ordii (Ord's kangaroo rat) is the source of this 356-nucleotide messenger RNA. It is a transcript of the gene Ndufb1, whose product is annotated as NADH dehydrogenase (ubiquinone) 1 beta subcomplex, 1, 7kDa. NCBI's taxonomy places the organism in Eukaryota, Metazoa, Chordata, Mammalia, Rodentia, Heteromyidae. Gene Ontology annotation, cellular component: mitochondrion. The transcript has 3 exons. The coding region runs from base 100 to 276 and encodes 58 amino acids. The record is from RefSeq and is a predicted model, not a curated record.
GGUCGCAACUUCCGCCUGCGCAGAUCCUGGCGCCCGAAGCGGCUGUCCUUGGUCGUCUGGUCGUGAUCUGCACUCGGGCCUGGCCGGGCCGCAGCAGUCAUGGUGAAUUUCCUUCAGCUUGUCCGCGACCAUUGGGUUCAUAUACUUGUCCCUUCAGGAUUUUUAUUUGGAUGUUAUCUAGACAAAAAGAGUGACGAAAAGCUAACUGCCUUCCGGAACAAGAGUAUGUUAUUUAGAAGGGAAUUGAGGCCUGACGAAGAAGUCACUUGGAAGUAAAGACUGGCUAAUCACAUAAUGUUCACAUUUCUAAAAUUAUGGGAGAAAUAAAACCAUUUAUUACUUAAUUAGAAUUUGAA